AUGAUAGAAGAAGGGAGGAAUGAGGUGGAUUUUGAACCAAUGUCUUUAGAUUGGGUGUUCAAUGAACUUAUUGCGGCAGGUCGGAUAGGGCAAGAGGCUGUUUGCCCCACUAAUGCACUUUGUUUAUGUCAGAGUAAAGAAGGAAGAUCUGUGAAAAAGUGUGUAACUUUUAGAAUGUUUUUGCAAAAGAUGGUGGAUAACAAGUUUAUAGAGAUUGGUUGUACCCGCAAAAGUGGAGAGAUUGCAGUCAUUGGGGAAAACAGGCCGGUAUAUCAUCAGUGCACUAAUCAACCAUUUAUACCUACCAUGAACAAGGCUCUUCCCACACAGGAAGCGCCAGCUCGCUUGGUGAUCUCUACUCCCAGGCCAUUCCCAUACAAGAGUAACCAAGCAGUACCCUGGAAAUAUGAAUGUGAAGCGUAUGUCGAAGGAAGCACCAGCAAUAUAGCAGGGGUGAAAGGGAUAACUCGAAGUGGUAGGGUGUAUAUGCCAGAUUCUUCUAAAACAAAUCGACAGAAUGCAGGGGAACCAGACAGGGCAGUGAAAAGUCCAAUAUCUAAUGGAGAGGCCGAAGAAUUCCUGAAGAUAAUAAAGCAUAGCGAGUACAACAUCGUGGACCAACUAAAGAAAAUGCCGGCUCACAUAUCUGUUUUGUCACUUCUACUAAAUUCAGAAACCCAUCGGGAGGCGUUACUUAAAGUCCUAAAUCAAGCCUACAUUCCCCAAGAUAUCAGCGUUGAUAAAUUCAAUCAUGUGAUCGGAAGUCUAGCAGCCUCCAAUUACAUCACUUUUACUGAUGAAGAAAUUCCGCCAGAAGGCCAGGGGCACAACAAGGCGCUGCAUAUAUCCACCAAAUGUAAGGAUCAUAUGAUGUCUCGAGUCCUGAUAGAUAAUGGAUCAUCCCUCAAUGUUAUGCCAAUGACUACACUGCAAAGGUUACCCAUUGACCCUUCUUAUGUGACACCAAACAAUUUGGUGGUGCGUGCCUUCGAUGGGACACGAAGAGAGUCAGUAGGGUCGCUUGACAUCCCUAUUCAGAUUGGACCCGUAACCUUCAAUAUCACUUUUCAAGUCAUGGAUAUUACGCCUUCAUACAGUUGUCUCUUGGGAAGGCCUUGGAUACAUAAUACUGGGGCAGUUCCCUCCUCUUUGCAUCAGCGAGUGAAAUUUAUAGUAGGGGGAUAA
Messenger RNA from Malania oleifera, 1185 nucleotides. RefSeq lists its product as uncharacterized. NCBI's taxonomy places the organism in Eukaryota, Viridiplantae, Streptophyta, Magnoliopsida, Santalales, Ximeniaceae. The record is from RefSeq and is a predicted model, not a curated record. The transcript has a single exon. The coding region runs from base 1 to 1185 and encodes 394 amino acids.